Molecule: messenger RNA, 1188 nt
Organism: Ostertagia ostertagi
Lineage: Eukaryota; Metazoa; Nematoda; Chromadorea; Rhabditida; Trichostrongylidae
Source: the annotation of a GenBank genome assembly
AUGGAAAGAGACGGCUAUUUGAAAAGUAUCUGGCAAGACGGCCAGGAAUAUUAUCAGCCUUCUAACACUUGGAAAAAAGACAUGGUUUAUGAUGUUGCAAUCACUGGGGGGGGGAUUACCGGGCUAACAACAGCACUCCUGUUGCAACAGCAAGGAAAAAAAUGCAUCAUUGCAGAAGCCCAUACCAUUGGUCAUGGGACUUCCCUGGGCACCAGCGCGCAUCUGAACACCAUUCUGGACACUUCUUAUUCUGUCAUUGAAAAGAUGUUUGGCAGCAACGCUGCCAAACAGAUCGCAACGGCUUCCCGCGAGGCAAUUGAUCUCAUUGAAAACAUCGUUAAUGAGCAUGAUAUCGACUGCCACCUGAAGUACCAGACCGGUUAUCUUUUUGCACAAAACGACGAUGAAGUACAGGAACUGGAAAGCCUUAAAGAAGCGGCAGAAAGAGCUGGCAUUGUAGUCAACUGGAGCCCCCAGAUACCGGCUCCUUUCAACUUUAAAAAGGCCUGCAGGAUCGGUUUUCAGGCGCAGCUGCACAUCGGAAAAUAUCUGGCAGGACUGGCUGCAGCUUUCGAAGCAGCCGGCGGUGUGAUCUUACAAAACUGUGUGGUUUCGGCGGUGAAAGAAGCGGCGUAUAUAUCUGCAGCAACUUCACAGGGCGAGGUCAAAGCAACCACCCUUGUUUAUGCCACAGAGAUACCGGACGAUGCUACUCUCCUGCAACUGCGCUGCACACCUUAUCGCAGUUAUAUAAUGGCCUGCCGCUUAAACAAUGAUCAGUACCCCGAUGGGAUGGUCUAUGAUAUGAAGGAUCCCUACAGCUAUUUUCAUACAGAAGAAAUAGACGGCAUCCAAUAUCUUAUUGCCGGUGGGUUUGAUCAGACAACCGGCCAUGAAGCAGAUACAGAAACGUUUUUCACACAGCAGGAAGCUUUUUUGCGUGCCCAUUUUGACAUUGCGUCUAUUGCGUAUAAAGGCGCUUCAACCUGUUAUAAUACGGAAGACGGACUCCCUUAUAUCGGGCUGCUGCCAGGUCAUGAUGCUAUUUAUACAGGUACGGGCUAUAGUGGCAACGGACUGGUAUCAGGCACAUUGGCGGGGCAGAUGAUCGCUGAUGCAAUUGCUGGGAAAGAUAAUCCAUACGCUGACCUUUUAAGCCCUGCCCGUAUAAAGCCGGUCACGAGCUAG